Molecule: messenger RNA, 2695 nt
Organism: Xyrauchen texanus (razorback sucker)
Lineage: Eukaryota; Metazoa; Chordata; Actinopteri; Cypriniformes; Catostomidae
Product: AP-2 complex subunit sigma
Exons: 5
Coding region: 142-570 (142 amino acids)
Biological process (GO): intracellular protein transport; clathrin-dependent endocytosis
Cellular component (GO): intracellular membrane-bounded organelle; membrane coat; AP-2 adaptor complex
Molecular function (GO): clathrin-cargo adaptor activity
Source: RefSeq, a predicted model, not a curated record
GCUCCCAACCUGACCGGUGAAGAGAGCGGGCGGCUGCAGAAAGUAGUCCAAAUUGAGGCAGUUAUAUUCCUUAACUAAAUCAAUUAAACAUUGAUUAAAAAAAGAAACUGCGACACCCGGAAUCUAUAUAGAUAUAGCACAAUGAUCCGCUUUAUUCUCAUCCAGAAUCGGGCAGGGAAGACCAGGCUGGCCAAGUGGUACAUGCAGUUUGAUGAUGAUGAGAAACAGAAGCUGAUUGAAGAGGUUCAUGCUGUAGUGACAGUCCGUGAUGCCAAACACACCAAUUUUGUAGAGUUCAGAAACUUCAAGAUCAUUUACAGGCGGUACGCCGGCCUGUACUUCUGCAUUUGCGUGGAUGUGACGGACAAUAACCUGGCUUACCUGGAGGCUAUUCACAACUUUGUCGAGGUUUUGAAUGAGUAUUUCCACAAUGUGUGCGAAUUAGAUCUGGUCUUCAAUUUUUACAAGGUUUACACAGUGGUGGAUGAGAUGUUUCUUGCAGGAGAGAUCCGAGAGACUAGCCAGACCAAGGUCCUCAAGCAGCUCCUUAUGUUGCAGUCUCUGGAAUAGAGAGCUCAUUGGUGUCGGGCCCCGUCACUCAAUCAAUUACCUGCUGUUGCAGCAGGCCCCGCCCACCUCUGCUGCAACCAAGCCAAAAUGUGUGUGUUUGGGUGUUGUCUUGCUGAAUUACACCCACAAAUAUUUCACUUUUUCAUUACAUCUUCAAAAUCAUGUUUUACAUUCAGUUACUCGUGAAUUUGAAAGGCCUUCCCAGUUAUUUAGUAUUGACCUCAUUACUUCUCCCAGUGCUUUGGCUCACCCAGACUCGAAUACUUCAGCAAUUUUAUAGCACAGUAGACUUGAAAGAGUCAGACUGGCAACCUCUCCAAGCCCAUUCUUUAACACUGAAACAGAGAAUAGCCAUCCUGAUGGCCAAAACCACCAAGGCACGGAAGCAUCUGAACAACAAGGUCAACACUGUUCCGUUCUACACUACAAAUAUGGAUGACAAAAUGUUGUCGUGGCAAUGUUAAAUCCUCAAUUUAUAACAAAAAACCUUCCUGGACAUGUUCUAUCUAAAGUUAUCUUAUGGCCAGACAAGUCCCAUGUCCAAUUCAAAUGUUCAAAUUUAAAGGAGUAAUUCACCCAAAAAUGGAAAUUGUCUUCGUUUACUCGUCCUCAGAUUGUUCCAUACUCGUAUGACUGACUUCUGUGAAUCACAAAAGGAGUUGUUAGGGAGACAUUUAUUGACUAAUAACUUCAGUCACUAUUCAUUUGUUCUAAUUAAUUGUUCUACUUGUGUACAGCAGUACUGUGUAGUGUACAUAAAAUAUAUGCAUAUAUAAUGUAUAAGUGUAAUUUUAUGAACUAACCAGUCAUUCCAGUCAUUGAAAUGCUCUCUGAUGCUGCUCAUGUUCUUCCACUAAAGCUGCAGAUCUCCAAGAGACAUCUCAUUUACCCAUUCUAAUUGCAGUGCAGUCUGUUGGCUGUGUGAAGAACUAGAGUGAUUAGGGAGUGGUUUAGAGGACAAGGCUGAGUAGAAGAACUGAGCUUGGAAAAUUGACAAAAGAUGGUCUACUUGUAAUUUCCCCUUUUGUAGCGCCGGUUCCCUCGAUCCAAGCUCUAUGGCAACUGCUCAGCCUUGAAACUUUCGUUACUGUGAUCAUUUCUUUAUUUUUUAUAUCUUUGUUUGAUACUUUUUUGGUCCCAAAAUAAUCUAGAUUUGCCUAAUUGUCCCUGUAAGAUUGCAGAGUAAGAGUUGAUAUAAAUGGUGUUAUACUCAUGUGUGUUUCUGUCAGAUAUAUAUAUAUAUAUAUCCUCAAAGGUAAAAUAAAGAAUAAAAAAAUGCAUGCUUUGUGUAUGAAUCAAAAGUAUAAUGUAUGUUUAAUAUGAUUCAUAACCGGUGUCCAAAGUGCAGUGGUUUAGAUGUGCAACACUGCCAUCUGCUGGUAAAGGGAUGCUACUGAUAGUUAUGUCAAUGAGAGAUGAGGUAAUCAAAAAAGUUUGACAUGCACUAAUUUUCUUUAAAGCAAACUCCACAUCACAGUGAGGUUCUUACAAUGGAAGUGAAUGGUGGCAAAAAAAUUAAUAAAUUUGAACGUUGAAAUACUCCCCUUUUCAAAAGUAUAGCCAUAAGACAAACAAUAUGCUUGUUAACGUUAUAGUAAAAUAAUGUACUAACCUUUUCUGUGUAAAGUUAUAGGCAAUUUUACAACUCCAAUAAUUCAUGAGUUUUAGCAUAAGAAUUAAUUUAAGUGCUUUUAUAUGAUUAUAUUUACAUAUAAACCCUCCAAAAAAUUGCCCCCAUUCACUGCAAGUAACCUCGAUUUUAGCUUUUUUAAAGAAAAGUAGGGACUAGCAGAAAUAAAAUGUUGUGGUAAUCAACAUUAUGCUACAAAUGCUGUUGAUUGAGCUCAACUUGUAUUGAACCCAGAACAUUCCUUUAAUUGUGCCUAUAGACAGAAUGAUUUGAAUUAUUGUAAAACAGAAAUGAGAAUUCAUGAUUUUUUUUUUUUUUUUUGAAUGAUGGUAUUGGGGUCAAUCCAAUAUUUUUAUGACUACUUCCCCAGGACAAGUUAUGGUAUUUAAAAUGUUUAAUUUCAACCGAUUACACAUUUAAAUGGCUUGUUAUGAAGACAAUGUGUAUGUUAUAAACAGCUGUGGACCUAAAAGUCAAAUUUCAAGUCACUCAUUU